AUGCAGAAGCCAGCAACAGCACCCUGGAACCUUCCUCUCAGCACCUCCGACCUCCAGAAACUCAAAGCCGGUUUCAUCCCAGAAGAUCAAGACGACAAAUGGUACUUCUACACCUCGCCCACGGCUACCGAACAGCUCAUCACAGUGCACAUAGUUCGGAACAUGAUGAACGUCGAAAUGUUUGUACUUGAAGUCACAGCUAGCGAAAGCAGCGGUGGGGAUAUUAUCAGCGCGGAGAUCAAAUCUAUUACAUGGGAAACAAGUCGAGGUUGUCUUUCUGAGGAGGAAGCUAAAUACGAGGCUGUUAUGCUGGUUAGAGUCGUUUUGCGGUGUGAGGUUGAUGCGCUGCCGGCGUAUGAAUCUGAUUCGUGA
Molecule: messenger RNA, 372 nt
Organism: Glarea lozoyensis ATCC 20868
Lineage: Eukaryota; Fungi; Ascomycota; Leotiomycetes; Helotiales; Helotiaceae
Exons: 1
Coding region: 1-372 (123 amino acids)
Source: RefSeq, a predicted model, not a curated record